Molecule: messenger RNA, 1581 nt
Organism: Aureobasidium musti
Lineage: Eukaryota; Fungi; Ascomycota; Dothideomycetes; Dothideales; Saccotheciaceae
Source: the annotation of a GenBank genome assembly
CUAUACAACCUCUGGCCCCUCGCUCUGGCCCGAUGGCUUUCAACCAACAACAACCCAGGUCUAGUNGACGGUUGCCGUAGACGUAAGAGCAAGUGUGUACUACAAGACUCAUUACCUUGCGUGCUGUGUGAAUUUCACAAGCAAGACUGCACAUUCGUCGAGGCUGCUCAACCACGCAAGCGAAAGGUUGACGACUCUGCUGCGUCCAAGGAUACACCAAACGCCAAACGUCCAGGUCAAUCCCCUCCUCCACAACAACAACGUCCUGUCGCCCCUGUGAUUCGCCUGGAGAAGCCACAGCAUGUCCCUCAACCCGUAAGGGGCGUGGUUCUGGGAGACACUCUAAGUUUACAAAGAGAACAACACUGCAGACUCAUUGGACGUACCUCGGCUUUGGACAUUUCUCUUCUUGGAUUCUCGGAUUUUGGCAGUCGUCACGAAACGAACACUGGCUUCGGCAAGAUCAGAAGGGUAGCGAACAGUGAUUUCUUCAGCAUGCAUACCGAUGCCGCAUUUUCAACGUACGAAGAUGAGCUACAAACACUGGUUGCAGUCGAACAAACUGUGGCACCCUAUGGUCCUUCGCUUAUCGACCUCUACUUCCGCAACGUACAUCCCAGCUUCCCUAUUCUUCAAAAGCAUACAUUCAUGGAUCGACAUCGAUGCGGAGACCGCCAAUUCCACUCUGGUUUGCUGGCUGGAAUGUACCUUCUGGCCCUUCGUUGGUGGCAUCGAGACCCUGUGCUUUCCCAACAUCCCAAACCUUCAGUGUACCGUCUUGAGGAACUCGCAGCACGAUCGCUCAGCAUGGCAAUGCAGCACCCCAAGUUAUCUGCCCUCCAAGCUGGUCUGUUGCUGUUGCAAAGGCGACAAUCGACCGACUGGGGUCUCACUGUACAGCUAGUUGCCCUGGCACAAGACCUUGGUCUGCACAUUGACUGUUCAAACUGGGAUAUCCCGAUAUGGGAACGCCGGUUGCGCAAAAGAUUGGCAUGGGCUCUGUACAUGCAGGACAAGUGGACCGCUUUGGUGCAUGGGCGGCCAUCUCAUAUUCAAGCUGCAGAUUGGGCAGUAUCUACUCUUACUCUGGAUGACUUCAAUGAGGAAUUUGAGAAUGCCGACCAACAGGUGGUUGCAGAUGACGAGAACGAGGAAGAGGAGAAGAGCAGAGUUAUCUUCAUCCAGAUGAUCGAAUUGACGAGUAUCAUGGCCGAGGUUAUUGAUGUCUUUUACACUCAGAGGGCCAACGCAGAGUUUGAGAGGGGAGGCCGCAAUGCAACACGUUUGAUUCUGGAGCGUGCAAAGCCAGUUCAACUCAAGCUGAAAGAGUGGUUCUCUAAGUUGCCUGCGGUUGCAAGAAUGGAUGCGUACACGCCAGGAAAGCUAUCCUCGAAUGAUUUCGAUUCACAGACGCAUUGUGCAGUCGCUGCAGCCCUCAUCGACCGAUCCAUACGUCUUGUACAUCUGUCGAUCAGCAGCAAAAACGAGAUUGAUCUCGGCCAUGGACUUUGUCAACCGUCUCAAGCCGGAACACCUCGAUUCGUUCUGGAAAUGGAAGGAAGUGGAGAAGGAGAGUACUGA